UCAGUUGCGAGACGUAGAUUACAGUUUUUUUUCCACUUCUAGUUGUCAUUAGACUUCUGUCAGACCACACUAUCUCCUGUUUGUGGUUUGCAGAUGCUUAUUUCACUCUUUUUGCUCAUGAUGUUGAGUUUGUUUGCUGUUUUGCUGAGUGUUGCUGGUAUUUCCUGGCAUAGAGAGGCUUCUGUCAUCUUGUUGCAGUUAGGUUGAACUUUGCUGCUAGUAACGUCAAUGCAAGAGGACAGCUGAAGAACAGAAGACAAGAAAUCCUGCUGUAAAGGUGUGUUACUGCAGCAAACAUGGCUGAAGCUUGUCAGAAAUGGCAGCAUAGAGGUUCAAGUGAGAAAAGAACCGGAUCCAAUAGUGUGCACAUGCCUCGAAACACCACCAUCCGUCUUCGGGACAUUUAUGACCCCAAGCCUCAACCGCCCAAAGCCCCGGUCCGGAUCCGUCCUCCAGCUCCAAGACCCUCCUCAGUCAACCAGCCCGAGUCAAAGCCCAGCCAGUCAGUCAGUCCCCCGACCAAGACCAUCAUGAGGAGACGGGCUCAGUCGCUUCCUUUGUCUGCAGAAAAGAAGAGGGAGUGCAGGAGUGUGCAGGUACGCUUUGUGGAUGCAUUGGGUCUUGAACUAGAGGAGGUGAAGCUCUUCCAAGUCCAAGAACACCCUCUAAUACCCCAACAUGUCAUGUUCAGACUACUGAUGAGCUCUGAAAUGGCCUUUAGGAAAUCACUGGAGCUGUCCCUUCCUUAUUUCAAACCCUGCUUCCCUGAGAACAUGAGAGCUCAUCCAGACUUCCUGGGUCGUCUCUGCACUCAGAGUGUCAGUCUGGAGCAGGUUGUGUGUUCAGAUCAGGGCAUAACAGGCACCAUACAAGUACUUAAUUUGGCUUACGAGAAGGAGGUCACAGUGCACUACUCCUUCACCAACUGGAGGACGCACACGGAUACAACAGCAUCCUGGGUAUCAAGUGGGGCCCGCUGGGACUGUGAUGGUCCAGAAACAGAUAUGUUCCGAUUCCGUCUCCCAGUCCCACCUUUCAUUCUGCAGCCAGGAGCCAUGCUGGAAUUCGCCAUCUGCUACCGUGUAAAAGGAUCUGAUUAUUGGGACAACAACAAUGGGCAAAAUUACAAACUGUCAUGCCACAGUUACAAAGUGACUGUCCCGAGGGAGUGUGAGGAUAGCAUGCUGCAUUUUACCUGAGUGGCCACAUGGGGGAGCUGUAACACAGAUAUUAAUAACAAGCCAAAGGGCAUUCAACUAAGUUUUCUGUACUUUAUUAAAGCAGUAAUAGAAUGUACCUGAUUAUUGUUACUGCUAAAUGUCUGACAUAUGAACAGUUUAAUGUAUGUGCAUUAAGGCUUUACAUUAUAUAUAAUGUAUGAAGCAAUAUUCUGGUGAUCAUAUUGCACUCUUACUUUAUUAACUCUUACACAAAAUUUCCACUAAGGGCAGUUUUUGAUGAUUGAGAAAAAGUUUAAAGGUGCAGUAUGAAGAUAUUUAAACAAUAUCUUUAUUUCCAAUAUCUCACCAGAUCAUAAUAGACCUUAACAGAUGAGCAACUUCCCUGAUUGUCUCAAUUGCAGUCUUCCACGGAACAUCCUUAUGCUCAGUUCUGACUUCUUCAGUUCCUAUUUUCUGCUCUUCUACCAUGAACAGUGUACAGUGCUAACUACCAUUAGCACAAAUUUGUGUUAAUGUUCAACAAAAGGUUAACAGCAAAAUAUUAUAUCAAGUGACUGAAUGAAUAAUGGAUCCGA
Sphaeramia orbicularis (orbiculate cardinalfish) is the source of this 1756-nucleotide messenger RNA. It is a transcript of the gene ppp1r3db, whose product is annotated as protein phosphatase 1, regulatory subunit 3Db. The transcript is spliced from 2 exons. The record is from RefSeq and is a predicted model, not a curated record. Bases 297 to 1199 code for a protein of 300 amino acids. Gene Ontology annotation, cellular component: protein phosphatase type 1 complex. Gene Ontology annotation, biological process: regulation of glycogen biosynthetic process. Lineage: Eukaryota; Metazoa; Chordata; Actinopteri; Kurtiformes; Apogonidae. Gene Ontology annotation, molecular function: glycogen binding; protein phosphatase 1 binding.